Molecule: messenger RNA, 873 nt
Organism: Cladophialophora yegresii CBS 114405
Lineage: Eukaryota; Fungi; Ascomycota; Eurotiomycetes; Chaetothyriales; Herpotrichiellaceae
Exons: 2
Coding region: 1-873 (290 amino acids)
Biological process (GO): mRNA splicing, via spliceosome
Cellular component (GO): precatalytic spliceosome
Molecular function (GO): zinc ion binding; RNA binding
Source: RefSeq, a predicted model, not a curated record
AUGUCGGAGUACUGGAAAUCAACGCCAAAGUAUUGGUGCAAGCACUGCAGCACGUAUGUCAAAGACACUCCGUUCGAACGCAAACAGCAUGAGAAUACUGGAAAGCAUCAGAACAACCUCAAACGGUUUCUGCGAGACAUCCAGAAUAACCAUGAGCGAGGAGAGAGAGAAAAAGAACGCGCAAAGUCAGAGGUCCAAAGGUUGAAGGGUAUCGCCGCUGAUGACACAAAUAAAUCCUUAACCUCACCGUACUCCGUCUCGAAACCCACGCCUUCUGCCCACAAAUCUGCCACGGGGCCGCCAGGUAUAGCAGAUCGCAAGAGACAAUGGGCGCAGCUGGCCGAGAUGGGCAUCAAGGUACCCGAGGAGUUCCGCUCUGAGGUGGCCAUGGCGGGUGAUUGGCAGAUGUUGUCGCAGCAAGUCGUUGAUGAAGCCCCUCUGAGUACAGGUAUCAAGAAGCGCAGAUACGAAGGCCAGGAAGACGACGAAGAGGAGAAAGAAGCAGCUGGUGAGGCUGUUGUGCGACGCGGUUGGGGUGCUACCACCAAGGCAUAUCCUGGCCAUGACAUCGCUGAUCUUGAUGACCUCCUCUCUGGCUCAAUCCCGGUCAAGACAGAAAAGCCAGGUUCGCAGAUUAAAGGUGAGAGAGUCACGUCUGUGAAACAGGAAAAUAACCCUGCACUCACUCAAGACGAAAGCUCGGCCGGAAAUGAUACCUUGCCAAAAGUCGAGGCUCGCUCAGGCGACGACCCAGUGACACAUAAAGUCGUGAAAGAGGAGCCCGAGGCAACUCAAGCGGCGAUACUCAAGGAUCAAGCCCCAGCGGAAGUUUCAAUGCCUGUUUUCAGAAAACGCCGGGCGAAAGCGUCUUGA